Messenger RNA from Arabis nemorensis, 402 nucleotides. The record is from the annotation of a GenBank genome assembly. Lineage: Eukaryota; Viridiplantae; Streptophyta; Magnoliopsida; Brassicales; Brassicaceae.
AUGGCGGCACCAUUCACGUUGAGGAAAGUCGGUGUUCCUCCGAACUCGGCGAAUCUGACGGAAGCUCGUCGCCGUGUUUUCGAUUUCUUUAGAGCUGCUUGUAGAUCUAUCCCUACCAUCAUGGAUAUCUACAAUCUUCAAGAUGUAGUCGCACCUUCUCAGCUCCGGUUUGCAAUCUCUGCUCAGAUUCGGAAUAACGCUCACAUCACCGACCCUAAGGUAAUUGAUCUUCUGCUAUUCAAGGGAAUGGAAGAGCUGAGUGACAUAGUGGAUCAUGCAAAGCAGCGUCAUCACAUUAUUGGUCAAUAUGUGACGGGUGAAGGGCUCGUGCAGAAUACCGGAAGCAAGGAUCAAGGGAAGUCUGAUUUCCUCAAGAAUUUCUACACCAGCAACUACUUUUGA